Molecule: messenger RNA, 1599 nt
Organism: Cylindrotheca closterium
Lineage: Eukaryota; Bacillariophyta; Bacillariophyceae; Bacillariales; Bacillariaceae
Source: the annotation of a GenBank genome assembly
AUGAAGAAAUCUAUCCUACUUUGUGGCAUAGCCUCAUGGUUUGCCACUCAGAGCUACGGGUUUGUUUCCAAGGCAAAAUUGUCCUCUCACAUCAAAUUGGAUCAGCUGCAACCACCAUCAAAGCAAUCUGGAGAGGUAGUCCUGAAUGCAUGGGGCAAUGAAAAGAAGGACGAUGCUACAAUUGAAGAAGAAGCCAGAACAAAAGUAUGGGAGAGUCGACGAAAGCAGAUUCGGACGACACUGAAGAAUGCUGAAUCCUUCCGGAAUUUUCGAAUCAAGAAUGGUUUUGUCCCCGAGCUAGACGAGGAUGGAAAACCGAUCAAAUCCGAUGGAAAGUUUGCUUUGACAGCAAGUGCCUUUGUCGUAGCCGCAGGUGCCAUUGCCUUGCGUGUGGGUGGACGGGCUGCCUUGAUUUCUACCAUUGGACUAGACUUCUUUACAGACAAUCCUGAAUUGCAAGAUCAGAUGAAUAAUGUUUUGGAAAUGUCUGAUAGUAUGGGGCUGCUCGAACGUGGAGGUCUUUUUUGCUUGGCAUGGACUGUUGUGAAAGUAUCUUGCAUUGAUGCUGGUGGUAUUGUUUUGGCACUUUCAGCAGGAAUUUUGUUUGGUGGCGUCUUGCAAGGUGCACUUGCCUCGGCAUUUGGAGCCACUGUUGGAUCAAGUGUCGCCUUUGCUGCGGCCAAGCUUGAUACACCGGUUCGCAAGAAGGCUCUGGAAAUUGUUGAAGAGAACCCGUCUUUGCGAGGUAUUGAAAAAGUGGUUGCUGAGGACGGUUUGAAGGCCAUUUUGACGCUUCGCCUAGCACCAGUUAUUCCUAUCCCCGUUGGUAUGUACAAUUAUGUCUAUGGAGUGACGAAUGUUCCAUAUUUCGACUUUGCCGGUGGCAUUUUCCUGGGAAGCUUGAAGCCGUACCUGUUGGAUUCGUACAUAGGCUACUUUGGAAAGACACUAGUGGAUGGAACUGCAGGUGAUCCAGGUGGUAUUCAGGAUACCCUCCUGUUGGUUGCAUUAGGGUUUAGCGUAUUGAUAGGUGUGUUUGCUUCGCAGCUUGCGGGCGAGACAUGGGAUUCGGUGCUGGAGGAACAAAAAGCCGAGGGUGAGGGUGACGACGAGGACGAUGGCAUUGUAACGGAGGUAUUCGGUGUGACAUUGCCCGAAGCUCUCGUCAACUUUCAAUCAGCACUGAAUUUGGCCAGUGAAAGGGUUGAUAAGAUUAUUCUAGACGAGUACGAUGCCCAAGUAUGGAACUACACUGAUACCAAGGGAGACAAUCCUAUUCCCGACGAAUUGAAUCCAGCUCUUGCCCCCAACAGCCCGGAAGUCGCAGGGGCCUACAAGGGCAUCCAAUACGGGGCCUCGAUUUGCGAUGGUAUUGCUUUGAGCCCAGCCCUAUCCCAAUACUUCUUCACAUUGGCAGAUCCACUGUUUGAUCCAGUCGAAUUUGACGAGGAACGUGAAAGCAAGAUGAAGGCAGCUGCAGUUGAGGUCGAGAAAUCAGAGCUCAUGGAUAAACUCGAGCGAAUACGAAUCAAAGUGGUGGAACGAAUAGAUUUUAUUGACAAGCGAUUGGCAGCUGAUAGUAGGAGUAGUAAAGAAUAA